Molecule: messenger RNA, 671 nt
Organism: Ceratitis capitata (Mediterranean fruit fly)
Lineage: Eukaryota; Metazoa; Arthropoda; Insecta; Diptera; Tephritidae
Product: glycine-rich RNA-binding protein 3, mitochondrial
Exons: 1
Coding region: 109-471 (120 amino acids)
Source: RefSeq, a predicted model, not a curated record
AUGCAAAACAGCUUGGCAUAAACAGAUAUCGAGUGACUUUGUUUUAGUUAAGAAUAAGCUUGGAGUUCGCAUAAUAUUUCAUUCUGCUCUCAAACAAAUAAAUUCAAAAUGAAAUUCUUAGUCAAAAUUUGCUUGGCCCUUUGUCUAUUCGCCGCUGUUUGUCAUAGUGUGCCAGUGGAACGUGAAACGCUGCUGAGCAUUGAGGAGGCACAACCAGCGUCUGUCGCCGUGGAAGCGCAACCAAAGCAACUUAGAAGAGUGGCACGUCACUUCGGUGGUUUUGGCGGUGGCUAUCCCGGCUAUGGUGGUUAUGGUGGCUAUCCGUAUGGCGGUUUUGGCGGCGGCUAUGGUGGCUAUCCAGGCGGAUUUGGUGGCUAUGGUGGCUUCCCAGCUUACGGUGGUGGUUUUGGCGGUUCCUACAGUAGUGCCUCUGCCAGUGCUGGCUCAUACGGUGGUGGUUUCUAUGGUUAAUCGAACUGCACUGGUGUGCGAAAGUACUUUUAAAGCUAAUUAAUAUAAUUAAAUUAAGUUAAAGUUAAAAAACAAUAUUAUGAGUUGAAGCUGGUGAUUUAAUGUGUAGUGUACAACACAAAACGAGUGCCAAUCAUGACUGUCGAAUUGUGUAAUGAUUUAAAAUGGAAAAUAAAAUUGUGUCCGUUUGUGAAUCCUUA